Chara braunii is the source of this 1975-nucleotide messenger RNA. Lineage: Eukaryota; Viridiplantae; Streptophyta; Charophyceae; Charales; Characeae. The record is from the annotation of a GenBank genome assembly.
GUGCAAGAAGGAGAAAGAAGUCGCCCUGCCUGGAUCCCUGCACGUCGCGGUCUAUGCCGUGCUGCGCCGCUGUAGAGCAUGAAGUUCCCCUCAGCACUCUCAGUUCUCUUCGUGCGCUGGGAGAAUGAGGUCGGCGGCUCGAUCCGAACGAGUGCUGGCGGCGCAUUGACACGUCAGCAUUCCUUGCGCGCAGACACGUCGACACGCUCAGCAAGUCAGCGAAGAGCGGAAGAGCCUGGCCGAUCGGAGCGACAAUUAACGUGACUCCGUCUUCGAGCAUAGUAUAUAUAUAAUACCAUAUAUAUAUAGCGGUGGAAACCGGAUCGCGGCGCGCGGGAAAUCCGGAUCGGGACCACGGUGCGUCGGACGGCAAUACAGGUGGGGCUCGCCGCGCGUUCCUCUCCGACGAGGACAGCAGAGGUAAUAAUGCGAGCCGCCGCACACGGGGUCCGCCAUGUCGCCCACUCAUGGUCAUCCUGUAACUGUCGCACACCCAGCACUGCGUCGCCAUCGCCGUCUUCUUCGCUGUCAGUACCAUCUUCAUCGCAAUCGACGGCCAAUAUAGCGACAUCGGCUUCGCUGGAGGUGCGUUGUGCGGCUGGAGGAGGUCUCUCUGCCUCGGCCGCACGAUCAUCAUCGUCGACGACGAGAGUCGCACGCGUCGCACAACAGCCGCUUCAGGGACGUUUGUCCGGCGGCGCAUGCCACACUCGUGUGCGACGCGGCGUCGCAGCGGCGGGGGGCCAUUGCUGGCACAUUGACUCCGCAGGUGUCGAACAGCCAAGAAGAAGACAAAGGCAGCGGCGGGCUAUCUUCACCAUGGCCAAGGACGAUAAUUUGGUAGAGCCUGUCAUCGCGGACGCUCACUCCGAACAUCAGAUGAAGCUCAUGUUUGAAGAUGAGUGUAUUCUUGUUGACGAGAACGACAACGUUAUUGGUCAUGACUCCAAGUACAACUGCCACUUGAUGGAAAAGAUCGAUGGAGAUAACCUGCUUCAUCGUGCCUUCAGUAUUUUCCUUUUCAACUCGCAGAACGAGCUUCUUUUGCAGAAACGGGCAGGAACGAAAGUCACUUUUCCUUUAGCUUGGACAAACACCUGCUGCAGUCAUCCUCUUUACCGUGAGUCGGAGCUGAUCACUGAAAAUCAUUUGGGUGUCCGGAAUGCGGCGCAGCGGAAGCUGUUGGAUGAGCUGGGGAUAAAACCCGAGCAAAUUCCCGUCGACACGUUCACAGUCCUUGGGCGAAUCCAGUACAAGGCGCCCUCGCAUGGGAAAUGGGGGGAGCAUGAAGUGGAUUACUUGCUAAUCCUGCGAAGGGAUGUCGAUCUGGAGCCGAAUCCGGAUGAAGUGGAGAGUGUGCGGUACGUGGAUAGAGCGGGGCUGAGGGAGAUCGUACGGAAGGCCGAUGCCGGCGAGGAAGGUAUCACCCUCAGUCCUUGGUUCAGGUUGGUUGUGAAGACGUUCCUUUUGAAAUGGUGGGACCGGCUCGAGGAGGGAACACUUGACAGCAUCAUCGACAUGGACACGAUCCAUCGCUUCUAGGAAGAAGGGCAUGUUUCCACGCUCGCCGCAUCUGGACUUCUCUCUCCCGUCUCAUUCAUUCAUUCGUUGGGCUUCGCUGUUGACACCUUCGCAGGGACUGUUGCACUCACAUUACGACUGUUGUACUUUUCUGGACUCGCACUAGGACUCUUGCACUUGUUUCUGGACAUAAUUGAGGUCAGAUGCAUCCAGGUAGGGCCGUACUUAGGGUUACGAUUAUGCCAGUGUGGUGAGUAUGCUCUAGGCCAGCAUCGUCGGGAACACUGAACCGCAUUAACUUCGCAGUUAUUUGAUCAGAUCCUACAUGCCAAAUAAAUAAAUAAAUGAAAUCCUACAUGCCACAGUUCAUCGUCGUCGGGCUUCUUCUAUCCGCAAACUCAUGCUUCCUCUCUUAUUUUCAGAUCUUCACCGGCUUCGUCGGCAUUAACACGAG